AUGCAGCCUCCGGGCUGGCUCUUGGGUCCUACCUUUUCAUCUCUUCCAAGAGAAAAGAAAAUUCGAUUCAAAGCCUUCCCUUUUGAAAAUUAAUAAAGAAAAAGCAUGCAAAAGUCCCCAACAUAGAUUCCUUUCUUUUGCUUUCAAGCAACCAAUACCCCUCCAAAUCUCAAUCCAUCCUUCUGCUGCCAAAGUUUCAAAUUCCAAACCCUCCCAAUCACUUCACUUAAAAUUUCCCCAUAUAACUCUUCAACCCACACCCAACCUGAAACCAAUAUGACGACGCUGCAGAAAUUCAAGCUACUAGCGACACAAUGCGGCGUCACCCAAAGCCCAACACGAAGUCCAAGGACGAGCCCCCUCCUCAACUUCCGCCGCCCUAAAACCACACUCCGAAUGCUUCUUACCAGAAGCGGUAGUCGCAAAUCGUCAAGUUGCCGGGAAAUGGUGUAUCCACAGAGUUUCUUCGGCAUUUCAGGUGAGAAAAAGAAGGGCGACAAGGAUUUAAGUGGUCGCACUUUGAAGGAUUUAUUCGUAUCAUCAGGAGGAGAAUACGAGGAGGACCAAGGAAAAGUGGUGAAGGAGAAAUUUGGCGGGAAGGGGGAAGUUGAAGUGGCGACGAAACUUGGCGGUGUGAAUGGGUUGGGAGGUGAAGCGGGAUCGGCACGGGCAGGGUGGAUUGGGUUUAGGCAUAGGAUGGUGUUGAGGAAGGCUUGGCGUCCCAUGCUUCAGACCAUCCCUGAGUAAUCAUUUUAUUUGGGUGAGGCGUUUAAAUCUCUUCUUAAAACCAAAAUUUUGCUUCUUCUUCUUCUCUCUCCCUUGUAUCCAAAUGCUGGGCUUCAGAUUGAUAUAUUGUUAGAAGAUGACACGUGUGAUGAUA
This is a messenger RNA of Gossypium raimondii (Peruvian cotton), 880 nucleotides long. RefSeq lists its product as uncharacterized. NCBI's taxonomy places the organism in Eukaryota, Viridiplantae, Streptophyta, Magnoliopsida, Malvales, Malvaceae. The record is from RefSeq and is a predicted model, not a curated record. The coding region runs from base 277 to 747 and encodes 156 amino acids. The transcript has a single exon.